Molecule: messenger RNA, 210 nt
Organism: Didymodactylos carnosus
Lineage: Eukaryota; Metazoa; Rotifera; Eurotatoria; Philodinida; Philodinidae
Source: the annotation of a GenBank genome assembly
AUGGGUAAUGAUCUCCGGUUAACCGACGCAAAGAAGAACUAUUUGAAUGAAUGUUUAGAUAUAGAAGUUUAUCAGGCAAUAUUACAAUCAUUAACUUACUGCUCCAUGAUUGUAUCACAUAAUGAUUACCAUGCAAAAGACGAUGAUGAUUAUGAACCUAAAGACAAGUCUAUAUUUAUAAAUACAACAUAUGGUACACGUAAAAAAUAG